This is a messenger RNA of Gryllus bimaculatus (two-spotted cricket), 582 nucleotides long. Lineage: Eukaryota; Metazoa; Arthropoda; Insecta; Orthoptera; Gryllidae. The record is from the annotation of a GenBank genome assembly.
AUGUCACCGUCUCUCGCCACCAUUGCCGCGUCGCUGUCCGGCGAUAUGUCGCCGUUCGUCGUCACCGCCACCGCGUCGCUGUCCCUCGCCGCCGUCACUGCGUCGUGGGCCGUCGCGACACAAUCCCUCGCCGCCGUCACCGCGUCACUGUACGUCGGGGUUGCAUCACUGUCUCUUGCCGCGCUGCUGUCCGUCGCCGACUUCCCAGCACAAACCAUCGGUGGCGGUGAAAUGACGCUGGCUGUACAAUGCUACGCAGAAUAUGAAGAUUUCACAGAAUCCACAGAAUCCACAGAAUCCACUGAAUCCACAGAAUUCACAGAUUUCACAGAAUUCACAGAGCACGCUGAUACAACGACCGAGACUACCACACCAAAGAAAACUGAUUUUAUUGGUUUUCCCAGCCCAUUUAUAACUGUAUCUGAUAUGUGGAUGCCGUUAGCGACUUGGAUUGGAAACGUUUUAAAAUUUGUUGGAAAAUUUAUUUAAUUAUUUGAUGGUUCUGAAACGAAUUGUUACCAAUUCCUUUCUCCAGAGAAAAUCAACCUUGUAUGUUGAUUGAUUCGUUUCGCUUAUCGGCAU